CGUCUCUUGUCGAAGAGACAAGAUUGAGCGGCAGAAACGCGUUCUAGAGUGAAAUUUUGGACGCAAAUCACACCAAGUCGUGGUGCACACAGUCGUCCACUAAACUUGUCGAAAAUAGCAUAGGAGAGUGUGAAGGGUUGUUCAUAUCGCGCCCAGUCGAUUCAGCCACGAAACGGUCGCCAAUUUUGAGUUGAAGUGGCCAGUAUGUGCGGCCUGAAUGAAAUGCGAUGCUCUAAGUGCUUUUGGCGUUGAGUCGAAACGGGAAUACCCAUUUCACUUUCCGCCACCUUCGCCUCCCCUGCCACUCCUCACCACUCCUCACCACUCUCUUGCUCAUAUCUCCAACGCUUGCCGCGUACUACACGCUCCCGUCGGCAUGAUGUUCGCUCUCCCAUCGUCUUUGCCCAGCUUAGGCUCGGAUGACAAUUUCGAUUCUGACGCCCCUGCCGUCCCAACUUACGACCAGGAUCUUAACGAUCCGCCACAAGAGAUGACCCAGAGCCAGACGCAGCCUGUGGAUUAUGCGCCUCCCGUUACUGAGCGUUUCGAGCAUCUCUGGGGACGCCUCGUUCCAGCGUCUCCCAAAGUGAAAAGGAUUGACUUCAAUCGAUCCAAAGACAGAUACAGCAUUGGCCGUGCCCAAAAUGCUGACUACCAACUGUCGGGCUCAAAUAGAAUUAGUGGCAUACAUGUUUGGUUCCAUUAUGCCGACAACACCGUAUUUAUGACUGACCGCUCAAUGAACGGAACCUUCGUCAAUGGGAGGCGUGUUGCGAAAGGCGUAAGCCUCAUGAUUCAUGAUCGAGACGAAAUUUCGAUGGGUCCGCCCGCCGACCAAGAUAUCUUCGACUAUAGAUUUAUUUUCAAAUGUGGCAAUGAUCCAGAUCCGUUGGUUGGGGGUGGAGUUCACGACAAGUAUCAGGUCGGAGAGAAGAUAGGCAGUGGCGCGUUCGCUACAGUUUGCAAAGCCGUCAAGUUAUCCACGUCAGAGCUGGUGGCAGUAAAGAUCAUCUUGAAGUCGAGAUUUACCAAGGAUCGGGAACGGAACUUGUUGAUGUUUGAGCGGGAGAAGAAAAUCGUUUCUCGUUUGGAACACCCUGGGAUUGUGAAUUAUCUUGAUUAUUUUGAGGAUGAAAUGUCAAUAUUUCUAGUCAUGGAGUUAGUGUUAGGAGGAGAUUUAAUGGAUUAUAUCAACGAUCGUAACCAAGCCCACACUCCUAUUGAGGAAAAUGAAGUCCAGCGGCUGACUCGAGAGAUGUGUGGGGCGUUAGCUUAUCUUCAUCAACAAGGCGUGGUUCACAGAGAUCUCAAACCUGAGAACGUCUUGCUAACAAAAGAUGAUCCACCCAAGGCGAAGAUUGCUGAUUUUGGGCUUUCCAAAGCCAUCGAUAGUCAGACCUUCCUCAAGACUAUGUGUGGGACUCCAGCGUACCUCGCUCCGGAAGUUGUGUUGAACCAAGGUGGGUAUACCGCCCUCGUGGAUAGUUGGAGCUUGGGUGUUAUCGUUUUUGCUACAUUAAGCGCUACGAUGCCGUUUGCGAGUCACGAAGACCAGGAUUUGAUAACCAGCCUAAGAACGAGAGAGGUGUUUUGGGAAUACUCCCUGACCAUGUGUCGCCUCUUGGCAAGCACUGGAUCAGCUUGAUGAUUAACAGAGACACGAAUGUCCGGAUGAACAUGAUACUGGCGUUGCAGCAUGAGUGGCUCCGGAAUGAGGAGUAUGAACUAGAGCAGUCGUACUCUCAAGAACCAUACUCCCAAACGUACCCUGAUGAAGCCGCUGAUAUAAGGAAUCCAUUGAGCGCAUCGUCGUCAUCCGCGUGCAUUUCUGUGGACAC
Molecule: messenger RNA, 1838 nt
Organism: Cantharellus anzutake
Lineage: Eukaryota; Fungi; Basidiomycota; Agaricomycetes; Cantharellales; Hydnaceae
Product: kinase-like domain-containing protein
Exons: 11
Coding region: 218-1645 (475 amino acids)
Biological process (GO): protein phosphorylation; meiotic recombination checkpoint signaling
Cellular component (GO): nucleus; cytoplasm
Molecular function (GO): protein binding; ATP binding; protein serine/threonine kinase activity
Source: RefSeq, a predicted model, not a curated record